CCGUCCGCGAGCGGAAGCGGCGGAGAACGGGCUGGGUGAGCAGGCGUUGUGACGGUUGAGCGGUGAGUCGGACCCCGGGGGCCGCAGCUCCGCUUCCCCGUCCCGAACGUGGCUGUCGUCGGAGCCGGGCGAGCGUUGGCGGGCUCCGCAGCCGCCGUCGCCGUCGCCGCGGACGCCGCUGUCGCCCAGCGAGCCGGAGGACGGACGCGGCCCGGGAGAGGCCUGCAGGCCUAGCGCGGCCCGCGGAGCCCGACGCGUCGCUGUCUGCCCGUGAGUAGAAACAAAAAAGAAAGAAAACCAGCGCAUCCCCCCCCCCCCCCCCCCGGUAAGAUGGAGGAGAUCUCGUUGGCCAACCUGGAUACUAACAAGCUGGAGGCCAUCGCCCAGGAGAUCUAUGUAGACCUGAUAGAGGAUUCCUGCCUGGGCUUCUGCUUUGAGGUGCACCGGGCGGUCAAGUGUGGCUACUUCUACCUGGAGUUCGCGGACACCGGCAACGUGAAGGAUUUUGGCAUCCAGCCGGUGGAAGACAAAGGAGCAUGCCGCCUCCCGCUUUGCUCCCUGCCGGGAGAACCGGGCAACGGGCCCCAGACGGAGCUGCAGCGUUCACCUCCAGAAUUCCAGUAGUCACACACACCAUGAGAGAGGGCGACAGUGGCCAGGACAAUCAUGUAGACUGGUCCCGUGGCUUGGAGGAGUAAGCUAAGUUGGAGGUGGGGGGGGGGGGGGGGG
This is a messenger RNA of Onychomys torridus (southern grasshopper mouse), 729 nucleotides long. RefSeq names its product ataxin 7 like 3B (gene Atxn7l3b). The record is from RefSeq and is a predicted model, not a curated record. NCBI's taxonomy places the organism in Eukaryota, Metazoa, Chordata, Mammalia, Rodentia, Cricetidae. Gene Ontology annotation, biological process: regulation of gene expression. The transcript has a single exon. The coding region runs from base 331 to 624 and encodes 97 amino acids.